GCGUUUUUUGUGUAAUAAAAGUCUAUUCCGUAAUUUUUUUUACCACGUGUGAAAAUUGUCCUUUGUUUCUCGUUUUGGGUAAUGCAAAAUAUCAUCAAGACAUGGAUGCCUGACAAACAUGCCCGCGAAAGGUGUAGCAAUGACGAAUAUGUCAACGACUCACAGCAGGAGUUGCGAUUGCGGUGGGCGCAUUGACACUGAGCCGGUGUGCCGACGAUGUCGCCAUCGCACGCAGAAUAUCGCGAGAAGCUAACCGCUUUCCUAGUGGUAGACAAGACCUGCUUUCCUAGUGCAAUCUGCGACGAGUUUAGGAAAAGGAAUCUCAGCUGAUCAUAAAACAGAGGCGCCACGAAUUUUACCGACCAUUCUUGCGUCGGUAAAAUGCGUAUGUGAUUGAGGAGUAGUUGGCGAGAAAACUACGACCCUUUUCAUCUUCUUUUCCGUGUUGUUUGUUUGUUUGUUUGUUUCCGUGCGAGCUGAAUCUCGAACAGCGACCACAGUCUCGUAGAGGGAACUGACAAUUACUUGAGAACCUGAAUUUUGUUCUAGUAGCAGUCUCUGUCCUAGUAAAACCCAGCGUGAACAAGCGGAAGGACACAGGGUUUCUCAAAGCGACCUUUUCAGAAUGAAUCCGUAUAAUUCGAAACCGGUUUGCGUCACGCGUUUAGA
This is a messenger RNA of Amoebophrya sp. A25, 669 nucleotides long. The record is from the annotation of a GenBank genome assembly. Lineage: Eukaryota; Dinophyceae; Syndiniales; Amoebophryaceae.